Molecule: messenger RNA, 429 nt
Organism: Saccharomycodes ludwigii
Lineage: Eukaryota; Fungi; Ascomycota; Saccharomycetes; Saccharomycodales; Saccharomycodaceae
Gene: YAE1
Product: Yae1p
Exons: 1
Coding region: 1-429 (142 amino acids)
Source: RefSeq, a predicted model, not a curated record
AUGGAUAUUAAUAAUGAUGUCAAUGAAAUUUGGGAUGAUGCUAACCACAACAAUGACCAGUCUUUUGAAAAAAAUCCAGAUCUAAUAAAUCUUCAAGAAAAGCACAGAAAAAGAGGAUAUUUAGACGGCAUAGUUUCUGCUAAAGAAGAAAAAUUACAAGACGGAUUUGAUUCAGCUUAUCCUGUAGGUGCUGCUUUGGGUAAAGAAGUUGGUGAAAUUAUAGGCACUUUACAAUUCUUAACUAAUUUAUAUGGUGAAAAAGAUCCUAAUCUUCAAUCAGAUUUCAAACUGUGUAUUAAGGAAUGUUAUAUUGGCAAAAUACUUUCUAACGCAAACUUUAAUCAUGAAUAUGAGCUACAAAAUAAAAUAAUUAUAGAUAAAUGGCAAAAAGUGGGUAAGGAUUACUUGGAAAAAUAUAUAAAUAAAUAA